Molecule: messenger RNA, 1805 nt
Organism: Macroventuria anomochaeta
Lineage: Eukaryota; Fungi; Ascomycota; Dothideomycetes; Pleosporales; Didymellaceae
Exons: 5
Coding region: 87-1640 (517 amino acids)
Biological process (GO): calcium ion transmembrane transport; intracellular calcium ion homeostasis
Cellular component (GO): fungal-type vacuole membrane
Molecular function (GO): calcium:proton antiporter activity
Source: RefSeq, a predicted model, not a curated record
UCUUGGUGAAUAUCCGCUGCCAUCUGGACCUUCAACCACCAUCGAUUCUUCCAACGCUGCACAUCGGAAAGUGGACGGAAAAAGCGAUGCAAACUACCGACACCUGCGACGAUGCAUCUGUUGUUGCAGACCAUCAAGACUGCAUCUACAACGGACGUGACGACAGCGUUGUCGGUACACUGCCAACGGAGGGGUAUCACAUUUUUGACGCAAGACCGAGUGUCGUGUCUCCAUCAAACUCAGCACACGACACAUAUCACGGACUGUACACGUCCUUUCCCACACCCUCUUCAGACGACAACAAUGAUGCCCCACGAAUCCUCAAGGUUUUGACAGCUGCCCGAAGGUUCUCGAUCAAAUUCUGGAGUCGAAUGAUGCUGCUCUUCGUGCCUCUCGCUGUUGCAGCUCCGUUCGUCAGCUUAAGUGACUCGGCAAUCUUCAUACUGAACUGCUUUGCAAUUAUGCCGCUUGCCGAUGUGCUGUGCCAGGCUACCGAGAGCGUGGCAAGCUUCAUGGGCGAGACAACUGGUGCCUUGGUCAAUGUGACUAUGGGAAACCUGACCGAGCUAGUUAUCUUUAUUCAAGCUCUGGUUCACCGACAAUACAUCAUCGUUCGAACAUCGCUCCUAGGUUCCAUCGUUGUCAAUAUCCUGCUAGUGCUCGGUCUUGCCAUUCUGACGGGUGAGGGCCGAGAACGACGACAAGUGUACAAUGUGUUGGCUACAAGAGUAGCCGCAGGUUUACUCUGUCUGACGACAGUCAGUCUGUUGGUUGCAUCAACCUUAAAACCCAAACCAGAAGAUCCAGCGAUCGCAUUUAAGAUUACAGCUUUGAGUCGAGCAACAUCCAUCGUCCUGAUAAUCGUCUACUUUCUCUACCUUUGGACGCAAAUUCGAUCUGCAAAAUACGCAUAUAAACCGCUGAUCCAACUUGACGAUCCGGAAGAACCUGGCAUGGUGGAUUCAGUUGAGCUUGGAAGGGCCAGCACGCACUGCCGGAAUCUGUCAUACCCACGAAGACCUUUGGCAACGCCCCCAUUGCUGAGCUUAAGCGACUCGAAAAGCUACGACUCAUUCGACACCGACGCACAAACCACCUCAUAUUCAGCGUCUGCUGUGUCGAUAAUUGGCAAAAUCUCACCAGCAACAGAACUCAUACUCACCUCAGUAUGGGUGCAGAGAACGACACCAAUCAUCUUCCUCAUCGGAUCCACAGCACUCAUAUCAAUUUGUAGUGAGAACCUGGUCUCUCGCGUCGAUCACUUCGCGGCCCAAUCCCCAAUCUCCAAGACUAUGGUCGGCCUCAUCAUCCUGCCCAUCGUUGGCAACGCCGCAGAGCUCGUGUCUGGUAUUUUGUUCGCAACGCGCAAGCAAAUAGACCUAGCUUUUGCUGUGUCUAUUGGAUCGGCGAUCCAGAUUGCACUGUUCGUUACACCGCUGGUCGUGCUCAUCGCAUGGGGUAUUGAUCGAGACAUGAGUCUGCACUUCACGCCUUUUGAGUCCGUCGCACUUGCUGCAAGCUCAGUGUUAUUCUUGAUGCUAGUUUUCGAUAGUAGGUGUUCGGUACUGAAGGGCGUGUGCUUGUGUGCUGGUUAUACUAUCAUUGCGAUUGCAUCGUACUUCGUUAUGGAUGGAGACUGAUCAUACCUUUGUGGGACUUGCCGAUGAUUCCCGAAUGAAAUUUUUGAUUUCAUGCGUUUCAUCAUAGCCUGCGCGUAGUUUGACAUCGAUUUUAUCGUUCAAACUUCUUUCACGACAUGCUAACUGUCACCGCGUCGAAUGCCUCCUGGGAUGCAGAGUAUAAAU